UAUUUACAGGCUAGGCAUUUCAAAGAACAGGAUAUUGAUGAAUUUAGGGAAUGUUUCUCAUUAUAUGCUCGUAAUGGCCAAAUUCGCACAUUGGACCAAUUGACAGUCAUAAUGAGGUCUUUGGGUAUGAGCCCAACAAUAUCUGAACUCAAAAAGUAUUUCAAAGAGAAAGGUGGCAAGAUGAGUUUUCCUGAUUUCCUUGAUGUUAUGCACAAACACAGCCAAGUGGAAAGGAUCCCUGAUGAGAUCUUAGCUGCUUUCAAAGGGCAUGACCCAAGAGGUACUGGAAGCAUUCCCGCACGUGACCUGCGCCAUAUUCUUCUUCAGUGGGGAGAGAGACUUAGUCACAAGGAAGGUAAAUAAUGAUGAACAUACUUUAGUUGUU
This is a messenger RNA of Macrobrachium nipponense, 385 nucleotides long. Its product is annotated as calmodulin-like protein 4. The annotation marks the transcript as partial. The transcript has 3 exons. NCBI's taxonomy places the organism in Eukaryota, Metazoa, Arthropoda, Malacostraca, Decapoda, Palaemonidae. Gene Ontology annotation, cellular component: myosin II complex. The record is from RefSeq and is a predicted model, not a curated record.